AUGAGUGACGAAGAUAAACUCGAUUCAUCAUUAAGUUUACUUCGUAGAUUAGACCCAAGAGUAAUUGAAUCAAAUUUAACUAAUAUAUGUACAUUACUUGGCUCAGAUGAUUCAGUAGUUGAAGAAUUAUUGUCAUCAGUUGAUGUACCAUUAAAAAUUCAAACUUGUAAACAAAGUGGUAAAGAUUAUUUAUGUUGUGAUUAUAAUAGAGAUGCAGAUUCAUAUAGAUCACCAUGGUCAAAUAAAUAUUAUCCUGAAAUUGAAGAUAAUGAUGAAGAAUUACCACCUCCUUAUCCAUCAUCAAUUUUAAGACAAUUGGAAAUUAAAGCAAAUGAUUCAUUUGAUAUUUAUAGAGAUUUAUAUUAUGAAGGAUCAGGAGUAAGUAGUGUUUAUUUAUGGGACACUUCAGAAAAUGAAGAUUCAGGAUUAGACGAUGGUUUUGCUGGAGUUGUUUUAUUUAAAAAGGAAACUUCAGAUUCAUUAGGUAAAUGGGAUUCAAAUCAUGUAUUUGAAGUUAUACCAGAGUCAGAACAUAGAAUUUUAUAUAAAUUGACUACUUCAGUUAUAUUAGAUUUAAAUUCAAAUGAAAUGAAUUUAUCACUUUCUGGAAAUUUAAUAAGACAAUUGGAAACUUCUCAGUUAGUUGAAUUAAAUAAUGGUAUAAAUCUUGAAACUCAACAUUUAAUUAAUUUGGGUCAAUUGAUUGAAAAAUCAGAAUAUAAUAUUAGAAAUUUAUUACAAGAUGUUUAUUUUGAUAAAUUAAAAGAUAUAAUGUUGAAAGAUUUAAGAUCAAUUGGAGAUAUAAAGGAAAAAAAGUAUGAAGAUUCAAAACAAUCAGAAUUAAUAAAAGGUUUAAAUAGUGUAUAA
Messenger RNA from Insectozyma verbasci, 867 nucleotides. Lineage: Eukaryota; Fungi; Ascomycota; Pichiomycetes; Serinales; Debaryomycetaceae. The record is from the annotation of a GenBank genome assembly.